AUGACGUCAGUAAAGCGACACACACUCUACAACAAAAACAGAUCAAAAAGACUGUGCAAACUUUGCAUAACUCUUAUCGGACGGUUGGAACGGGACUCGUCUAUUUUUCGGAAAUGGCAACAAGAGGAGGACACUCUGACAACCGAACCACCACCAGCCGAAGGGUCAUCUUCUGCCGGACAGGGUGACAAACGAGAACGUUGUACUCCAUCUAAAACACCAAGAGCAGUGAAGAAGAUUCGCCGGAGUCCUACCACUCAGACUGCAGCAAGGCGAAGUAUCACACAGGUCAUUACUGAGUACCCUAGUAAAACUGUUCUCAAGCAUGCAAUAGGCAAACAAAAGGAGUUGGCUGCCACCUGCGGUGAAAGACUGCAGGAGCUAAAAGUUUCCACUGAACUUUACUUGACCUCUAAAGCAGAUGGGCACCCUGUGGACAUGACAAGUGUGAAUGAUAACAUGGAGGACCUCACAUUAUCAGAUGACAAUACUGAAAGCCAACUACCAGAUUCAGAGACUACAGAAGUGAACUCUCCACCACCUUAUACCACACAGCCAGAGCUGCCACCCACAUACUCUGUAAUAAUGGACAACUUAGACUUCUUCAUGAAGACUCACCAGCAGUCACUACUCACCAGCAAUACAUCCCUCCACUGGAUACAUCACAUUGCUGUUGAAGAUCGAAUUCAAACAAGCCACCUAAGUGAUCCACUUCACAAGGUUGUUUUGCAUCACAUUCCGCAUGACCAUUCUGAAGAAAUGUCAUUACACUCCACAGACUACCCCCUUGGACUGAUCUUCAAAAAUGAAAACAUAACUGGGGAGUUGUCCGAUGUACUGUUGUAUCUUCAAAAAGAGUAUGUACCAAAAGGACCAAGUGGCUUGGAAAAGGUGUUUGUAGGUGGUGACCGCCUAACUGAGGGUAACUGUCGUAAUCUUCAGUGGGGUUUUGCGGACGGAGCUACAGAAGAAGAACGACUCGAAGGAUUGGCAUUUAAGUUUGAAGAUUGGCAUGCCAUCAGAAAUCUUUUUCAGAUCCAUUACAAAAUAUUUUGUAAUAAGACCUCAUCAAAAGAUCAUGGAACACUUUUUUCAAACAUGAAUGUGUUGAGUGCUUCCAAGACAACAUGA
Knipowitschia caucasica is the source of this 1131-nucleotide messenger RNA. Lineage: Eukaryota; Metazoa; Chordata; Actinopteri; Gobiiformes; Gobiidae. The record is from the annotation of a GenBank genome assembly.